Messenger RNA from Phycomyces blakesleeanus NRRL 1555(-), 405 nucleotides. RefSeq lists its product as hypothetical. Bases 1 to 405 code for a protein of 134 amino acids. The transcript is spliced from 2 exons. The record is from RefSeq and is a predicted model, not a curated record. NCBI's taxonomy places the organism in Eukaryota, Fungi, Mucoromycota, Mucoromycetes, Mucorales, Phycomycetaceae.
AUGUCAAACUAUAAUCGGCUCACACCUAUUCCGACUCCAUCCAGCAGCAAUCGCAGCUACCGUAGCAAUCGGAGUCAUGUAAUGUCCCCUUCUAUGGUUUCCGAUGAUAGCUUGUUUGCCUCCAAAGAGAAAUGUCAUAUUAAAGCCGAAAAGACGCUUGAAGCAUGGGGUGAUUGUAUUAAAAUGAUGCUUAAGUAUAGCAAUACACAUGACGAGAUGCAAAAGACAGCAAGAGCAUUUGUACAAGCAGAUACACAUGCAAAGAAUACUCGGCAGUCACUGAACAAGGCGAGCAAGACGUUAGAACUGUUAUUGGACAAGAAGAGGGAAAUAUUGGCUACAACAGGCACGUUAAAAGAUAUUGGACAAUGUCUUGGAGAAAGCAAGAAUUAUAUGACUGUCUAG